AUGCCGUAUGUGCAGGUGCCACUCGAACAACGUAAACACGUUUGGUUUACUGAAGGGUUGGCAAAAUAUGUAGGAAACAAAAGAUGUUGGAAGGCUGUGUCUUACAAUCCAGGAACUAAGAAAAUAUUAACAUCUUCAGGAAGUGGUAAAAUUAGUCAGUAUGCAGAAUUAUAUGCUGUAUAUCAAGCACUGAAACAUGAGAUGCCAGGUACAUGUCAUAUUUAUACUGAUUCUUGGUUAGUAGCAAUUGGACUAGCAACCUGGUUGCCUACAGGGCAGAAAAAUAAUUGGAAAAUUCAUUCCAAGGAAAUUUGGGGAAAAGAAUUAUGGCAAUCAAUUUGGGAAAUGAUAAGUCAAGGUACUGUGACAGUAUAUUAUGUUGAUGCACAUUGUUCUGCAGACUCUUUAGAACAAUCGCUUAAUUCUGUUACAGAUGAACAAACAAGAAUUUCAGAAGUUAAUAUACAAGAUGAUUCUGAGCAUUAG
This is a messenger RNA of Protopterus annectens (West African lungfish), 486 nucleotides long. RefSeq names its product ribonuclease H-like. Gene Ontology annotation, molecular function: RNA-DNA hybrid ribonuclease activity; nucleic acid binding. Bases 1 to 486 code for a protein of 161 amino acids. The transcript has a single exon. NCBI's taxonomy places the organism in Eukaryota, Metazoa, Chordata, Ceratodontiformes, Protopteridae. The record is from RefSeq and is a predicted model, not a curated record.